Messenger RNA from Lactuca virosa, 3425 nucleotides. The record is from the annotation of a GenBank genome assembly. Lineage: Eukaryota; Viridiplantae; Streptophyta; Magnoliopsida; Asterales; Asteraceae.
CUUGUGAGGUGAGAAAGGAGAGGAAAUAAUCAGAGGGUGUUUGGGAUUACUUUUCAAAGCUUGGUGUUGCUGGGAAAUUUCCUACUCAGAUCGAUCCCAGCUGAAAGAACAAAUUACGGAAGAAACUCUACGGGAAUUGAAGUGUAAGCGGUGAUUUGAUUGCAAAGUAAAAUCUUAAAGGAAGUCUGCUAAAAUCCGCCGUCGCUGGGAAUUUGAGGUAGUGGAAACUCACAUCUCAGUUAUAUUUCAUUUCGUUGAAGUACUCAAACUGCAUAUCAAUGGCAUCUUCAUCGUCCUCUUCUCCUUCCGCUAUGGGCUUUUCUUCUCAGUUGUGGAAGUAUGAUGUUUUUCUUAGCUUCAGAGGAGAAGAUACUCGCAAGAAUUUUGUAGAUCAUCUCUAUACAGCUCUUGUACAACAAGGGAUCUACACGUACAAGGACGAUGAGACACUUCCUUGGGGCGAACCAAUUAGUCCAUCUCUUAUGACGGCUAUCGAAGAAUCACAGAUUGCCAUCGUUGUAUUCUCUAAAAACUAUGCAGAUUCUUCAUGGUGCUUAGAUGAACUUGCAUAUAUUAUGAAAUGCAAGGAUACAAGAGGCCAAAUCGUGAUGCCCGUAUUUUAUGACGUUGAUCCUUCCGAAGUUCGAAAACAAAAACGCAAAUACGGAGAAGCAUUUGUGAAACAUGAGUUGGAGAACAAGGCCAAGGUUGAAUCUUGGAGAAAAGCACUUGUGGAUGCAGCUAACAUUUCUGGAGGGGAAAUCGGGCACAUUGCCAACGCGCACGAGUCAAAAUGUAUCAAAAAAAUUGUUGACACAAUUUCACAUAGGUUGUAUCCGGUAACUCCGAGUGUGGAUGAUAACCUGGUUGGAGUAGAGGCUCGCAUGCAAGAUUUGAUAUCAAAGUUACAAAUUGGGUUUGGUGGUAAGAGAAUGAUUGGAAUAUGGGGAGUUGGGGGUGGUGGUAAGACUACUAUUGCCUCUUGUAUUUAUGAUGAAAUUUCUAAAAUUCUUUGUGGUGUUUUGAGACAAAAGCAAGUGCAGGUAAGGAGAGUUGAAGAGGGAAGGCGCAUGAUAAAGGAUAGGUUACACCAUAGAAAAGUCUUGAUUGUCCUUGAUGAUGUUGACAACCUUGAGCACCUAGAAGAGUUAGUUGGAUCACAUGAUUGGUUUGGUGAAGGAAGCAGAAUAAUAAUCACAACUAGAGAUGAACAUAUCUUAACUGGACACAAAGUAGAUGUGAUACACAACAUUAGCUUGUUAAACAAUGAUGAGUCUAUGAAGCUAUUUUGCAAGCAUGCACCACGGGGUUACAAACAUGUAGAAGAUUACGAGCUUCUUUCAAAAAAAGUUGUUGCUUAUGCUGGUGGGCUUCCAUUAGCACUUAGAGUUCUGGGUCGUUUUCUAUGCGACAAAGAUAUGAAUGAGUGGAGGAGUGCCUUGGCUAGAUUGAAAGAAAUCCCAGAUGCUAAUAUUUUGGAAAAACUAAAAAUCAGCUUUGAUGGACUUAAGACUGUGGAGAAACAAUUGUUCCUUGAUAUUGCAUGUUUCUUCAGAGGGUGUUAUAAAAAUGAACAGAAUAUGAUGAUACUUGAUGCUUGUGGUUAUCACCCUGUUAUAGGCAUAAAGGUGUUGGUACAAAAGGCUCUCAUAACUAUUUCUGAGAAUGGAACAUUUGAUAUGCAUGAUUUGGUACAAGAGUUGGCACACUAUAUUGUUAGAGGGGAACACCCUAAGAAUCCUGAAAAACAUAGUAGACUUUGGAAGAAGAAAGAUGUUCUAAAAAUAUGUGCUAUGGAUGCAACGCCGAACCUUGACAAGAUUGAAGCUAUGUAUGUUGCGUUAUCUAGGAGAGAGGAAUCACAACACGUUCUCCAGGUCGCUGCAAAUAUGAAGAAACUUCGGUGUAUUGAAUUGGUCUUUCAUCUGGAAGCUGAAUUGGUUAUAAUACCAGAAAGUUUUCCACCAAGGGAGCUUUGUUGUCUAUCAUUGAGUUUUCUCAAAGCAAAACAACUUUGGGAGGGUUACAAGUUUCUACCAAACUUGAGAAUGAUCAAACUGUAUUACUUGAUGAACCUGAUGAAGACACCUGAUUUUGAUGGGAUUCCGAACCUUGAAAGAUUCAUAGUUGAAGGAUCUUCUUUAUUAGAAGAGAUUCAUCCAUCAUUUGGACGUUUGGAAAAGCUUGUUUAUGUCCAGAUACAACGUUGCGAAAAUCUUAAGAUGGUUCCACCCAUUACCCGGUCCAAGAAACUCAAGACCUUUGUACUCUCAGGGUGCAGUGGAUUGGCUUAUAGUCAUUCAAAGAUCCAACAAAAUAUGGAGAAUUUUGUACCUCACAACAUGAACACCAUACGGAUGUGUUUUUUUAGUGGAUGCUUAAGAAAGCUGGAUCUCUCGCUGUGCAAUUUGGGAGAUGGAGACAUCAGACCUGCUGCUGUUUGGGAGUUACCCAACUUGCAACAUCUCAAUCUUGAAGGAAAUAGAUUUGUACGGUUGAAUUUUAGCCUCUUGCGAGUUCCUCGGCUCCGAUAUCUCAACAUAUCAAAAUGCUAUAACCUUGUAGAACUGCCAGAGCUGCCAUCAAGUAUUGCUGUUGUUAUAGCUGAUGGUUGUUUCUCACUUAAAAGGUUUGGAGACAUUUCAAACUGUAAAUGGUUGUGGAAAGUCACUCUUACUGGGAACCACAAACUUGAUCCACCUGUUUGUGACAAGUUACUAAACUCCAUGCUCCAGGGAAACGCCAAAGAUUACUUUAUCAGUAUCAGCCUUUCAGGCAUUGACAUUUGGAGUGGGCCAUCUGUAGUUUGGAUCGACUGGGUGAAGACUUAUAAUAUGCGGCUUCCACAUGAUUGGUGCAAUCACUUUUCUGGGAUUCUGAUGUUUGUCAGAUGUGGUGACCUUUAUCUGGACAUUAAUAUAAGUAUCAAGCAGGGCGGCUUAGACGAAGAUUUUCAAUCUCAGAUUUGGCAGGAGUCUGAUGAAACACCUGAUACUCAUUCUCAGGAGACAUUUGUAGGUUAUGUUUCCUUUAGUUCAUUGAGGCACAUCGGAUGCUUGAAUUCAAUAUACAAUGUCAUUUCGUUUUCUUUUGGUGCUGAGGAUUUGUAUGGAAAUGGGAAUAGGUUUAGGGCUGUCCUUGUUCCUAAAGAUGAUCCGAUGCAAACAACAAAAGUUGCAACAGAUUGCUUAGAUUUUUGGGAUGAGAAAGAUGAUUCCGAUAAGACAUUUAAGAUCCGACAUGAUUCAAACUCCUCUAUCAAAAUUUUAUGGCGUCCUUGGGUGGGUCUGACAAACCCAUCCUAUGGGUCUAUUGAAUCUUUGCUGUUUCCUAGUUUUCGCCCUCAAACUGUUCUUGCGCAUUAUUAUUGGUAGUAACAUUUACUUCCUUAAAUUUGUUGAUGUCAAUUAAUGUCUAUGCUGCGU